Blepharisma stoltei is the source of this 618-nucleotide messenger RNA. The record is from the annotation of a GenBank genome assembly. Lineage: Eukaryota; Ciliophora; Heterotrichea; Heterotrichida; Blepharismidae.
AUGAAAGAAGAUAAAGAUACGCCACUUCAACCAGAAGAAAAUGAAUUAUAUCGAGUUAGAACCCAAGAAAAUACUGAGCAUAUAAAUAGUGAAGACCUCAGUCCCAAUGCCCAGAGAAUAACUAGCGAAACUGAUGAACUUAAUUUUCAACCUAUUUCGCUUGAUCAUCCUUUAGAUUUUAAGCAGAAAUCCGAAAGCAAUGCUGUCUAUUCCUCAAUAAUAGGCUACGCAAAAUUCACCAGAUGAUAUUCAAUCAUAGACUGCUUGAUUUGUUUAAUUUUUCUGAUUUCUGAGUUUUACUAUCUCGUUUUGCUUAUUUUUGUCCCUAUUAUAGGCUAUUUAGCGGGAUAUCAUUUAAAUAAGCUUCUUCUAACAGGAUACAUUAUAUACGAAGUGAUUAUUUCAGUAAUCAGGGUUUUGAUUAUUCCAAUUUCUAAUUUUUUAUUAUUCAAAGUGCUGACAACCAUGACUGUUAUUUUCACAUUUUUUAUUGUGCUAUUCUUGAUUCGGUUUUACAGGCAUUUAGGGAAAAUUAAUGAAGAAGAAAAGCAAGAAAUUCAUGUGCUUUUGCAUAAGCGGAUUAAGUCGCAUGAAAUCCCAAAAAAAGAAUUUAAUUAA